AGCCAAGAGUUCACGCAAGGGACUGUGUAAUUCAGAACUGUUUUUUCAACUGCAUUUCCCUCACUGCUGGGCAAAAGGAGCAGAGUCAGACAGUGCAUGUGCCUAGAAGUUUAUGUUUAAAAGUUCCCCCUCUGCCUCCGUACCCUAAAGAACGCUAGAGACACGCUGUUUAAGGAGAGAAUCUGGCAAGAAGCACAGCAAGCUCCAGCCAUGGCUGAGAGCGGUAUUAUUAAGGAAAUAGAGAAAUAUUUUGAUGAUGUUAAAGGAAAGGAAUCUGAAGAGCUGCUGUUCUCCUACAAGGGGGUGCUGUACCCUAUUGGAUUGUGCAGUGCUGAGAUCUUCCAAGCGCUUGACACCAUAGAAUUUAGACAAGAUGAUGUGUUCCUGGCGGCUUAUCCUAAAUGCGGAACUAAUUGGACUCAACGCAUUUUAAAUGACUUGAUAAAUGCAUUACCAAAUAAUAAGGAAGUAUCACAAUUAGAACGUAUCCAUGUGCUUGAAUUUGAAGCUUCAGAAAAAUUUCAGAAAAUAAAAAAUGCACCUUCUCCACGUCUCUUUUCCACGCAUCUCCAUUAUGAUGAUAUUCCCAAGGCUGUCUUUGAGAAUAAGGUGAAGGUACUGGUGGUAUUUCGAAAUCCAAAAGAUGUAGCUGUAUCCUAUUACCACUUCUACAACAAAAAUCCUGGGCUUCCAAAUGUCAGCUCCUGGGAUGAGUUCUUUCAGAAGUUCAUGAGGGGAGAAGUCACGUGGAGUUCAUAUUUUGACCAUGCUCUUUCCUGGAACAAACAUAUGGAUGAGGAGAAUAUCAUGAUCAUCACAUAUGAAGAAAUGAAAGAGAACUUACCUGGAGGAGUGAAACAAAUAGCAGAAUUUUUGGGGUUCUCUCUGCCUGAGGAGAAGAUUCAGUCUAUUGCAGAGAAUGCCACCUUUCAAUCAAUGAGCAACAAAUCCCAAGAAACACAUGGCACACUUGCUCCCAUGCUUUUCAGAAAAGGUGAUGUUGGAGAUUGGAAGAAUCUCUUCACUGAAGCUCAGAGCCAGGAAAUGGAUGCCAAAUUUAAAGAGUGUUUAGCUGGAACUAAACUGGGAGCAAAGCUAAAAUAUGAUAAAUACUGCAAAUACUAAAUCUUAACUUCAUUCUGAUGCUACAUCACCACCUAUUUCACUACCUUUCACAUUUGAGAAUUGAGAUCUUCACACAUGGAUUUGCAAAAUAAAGAAAUUGUGAGAACCUAGUAAAUAAUUGGCCAAAUUCUGCUAUUGGGCCUAUAUAGAUGUAACAGAAGAAUUUGGCUGAACACGUAGAACAUAUGAAUAGUAUACCAAAGUUUCUGUGCCUAUUUGAGAUUUUAUUUUUUCUUGAUCUGCCAUUAAUUCAAAUUGAGCUCUGCUACAGAGCCAAACUUUCUGAAAGUUCAGGGGCGGGGUAUGAAAUAUCUCAGAGUGCUGAGAUAAAUAUUCAUCAGAUAAAAGUAGUGAGUGGAAGCCCUAUGUAGGAAGCACAUCUAGCAGUGAAGAAAGAGGAAAAAAAGCAUUUCCAACCAUUCUUGAGGCACUCUUUCACAUGGGUGUUGGGGGUGUGGUGGCGCCCGCUGGCUUGAAGUGGUUUCCAUCAUAUUCAGGGUUUAGAGUUUUGUUCAAUGGCUUUCAGCACCUCCACUAUACAAAUUGUUCCAGAGUCACUGAUCUCUUAUCAAAGUAUCCCAGGGGAGUUACAUCAGGGGUCAUCAACUUUCAGCAUGCAGCCCAUCAGGCUGUGAGACAUUUUGUUUACAUUGACUGUCCACAGGCACCCGCCCACCCCCGCAGCUCCCAGUGGCUGCAGUUCGCUGUUCCCGGCCAAUGGGAGCUAUGGGAAGCAGCAUCCAAGAUGUCCCUGUGGCCCGCUGCUUCUCGCAGCUCCCAUUGGCUGGGAACGGUGAACCAUGGCCACUGGGAGCUGCGGGGGGCUGAGCUUGCGGAUGGUCAACAUAAACAAAAUGUCUUGCAGCCCGCCAGCGGAUUACCCUUGUGAAAGUAGAAUGAAUUAGAUUGUAAAAGUAGAAUAAGUUAGAUUGUAAAAGUAGAACGGAUUAAAGAAAUGCUGUAUGUUCCUUUAAGCAGGAAUGAGGAAUGUUGAAAUAAAGUUGUCAGGAAGAGAAAUAUUAAGGUAUGGAACAAUGGGUCCACUUAAGCUAAUGGUGGGACAUUAGCAGGAGAUCAUUAAGAGUUAAUAAGGAAAUAAGAUAUGUGUGUCUAGUGAACUUAUCAGUUCUGUUCCCUUUGUUAUCCUGUUAAGUUCGUGCCCUUUUUAUCUGUAUAAAUAAAGUAGCUUAAGCCUUGUAUGGGACUCACACAUUAUCUGGGUGUAUUAGCAGAGCGCUUUGCUAAUAAAACAGAGUGAUCUGACAAAUUGUGAGUCCUGAAUCUGACUUUGGGCUGGUCUACA
Molecule: messenger RNA, 2428 nt
Organism: Mauremys mutica (yellowpond turtle)
Lineage: Eukaryota; Metazoa; Chordata; Testudines; Geoemydidae
Product: sulfotransferase 6B1-like
Exons: 7
Coding region: 211-1125 (304 amino acids)
Biological process (GO): sulfation
Cellular component (GO): cytoplasm
Molecular function (GO): sulfotransferase activity
Source: RefSeq, a predicted model, not a curated record